GGCAAGAUUUACCCAACAGAAUUAAGCAAGACACGCUGCAAUAUAAUCAGUGACCUAACAAAUGAUUAUUGCGCAUAAAUGAAAUCAAUCAAAGUUGGUAGACAUUCAUGGUUUGCACGAAAACUCGAUACAUUUAAAAGAAAAUAAAACCAUUAAAUGCUGCUGUCUCUAAGAAAUCUCUUAGUGAAAAUGAUCCAUUUACCCUUCAACUUUAGCCAUCGCUCGAUGGUCUCGAGAUUCACUGGAUUGAAUGGACUGGACUUAAUGAAACUGGACUGGAGUGGUCUGGAUCUGGAGCGGACAGAAACAGAUCUCACAAAAACAUAGCUCGAAUUUUCAAAAUGAAGACUUGAUUUUCGACAUGUAAAAACGAACGUAAUAAACACAGAAGAAAAGAGAUAACCUUUUUCACUGAAUCACAUUUUCCGAAGGAUUAAAUGAACAACGUAGAAAUAUGAGAAAUCUGAAUCCACGCACAAUAUACUUAAUUGUAAACACGUGAUUUCCGCCGCCCUCGUUCUAUCUUCGUUCCUCCUCAGAGCGUGGGCUCCUUUCAUGAACAGCGGCUGGCAAUCGAUCCUGGAGAUGAUACAAAACAAAUUGAUUGUGGAAAUGGUGUCCUCUUGAAAGCGAGUGAGCGGCUUGUAUUAACAAGCUGCGUCAAGUGUUUGCAGUGUAGCCAUAUCACUGCACAACCAUCCGAGACGAGAGAACUAACUAAUCCAUUGACAAGUUGAAGGUGCAUCAACAGAAAGUAGGUCGGCUUUCCCGCUGACCGCGGGAAACGAGCGGGUGCCAACUCGUAAUUAACUAGCCGAGGUCAUGCUUGACAGCAAACAUUCUCUGCUACAAUAAUUUCGUGACAGGUUAUAAGGUUAUCUUAGUUUAUUUUCCCAGCUGCCGCCGCAGCACACCCUCAAAGUAAGAUGCACGUCAACGGGGGGGUUGCUAAUUAUUCCACGCUUCCAAAAUGAACAUGACAUUUAAAACGGCCAUUGACAAAGAUAUCUGGUCCUUCAACCUAAACUUGCAAAGUUUAUCUGACGAUCAUUUCGUUGUAAGUCAGCGUCUAAAUAGCAACUGAUAUAAUUUAGCGGUCAAUUAUAACCAAUUAUCUGCUGGAUGAUGCUGGCAUAAUACCACUUUGCAUAUGCCACAGAGAAACAACGCAGAUUAGGCUAAAUCGACUUGCGCUCUCUUCUGAAUCGCUGCGAGUGCAGGCGCUAUGUUUUGUUAGGACGCGUGACCAUGUUUAAUAGAAAGUUCUAAGCUAUUAAUCGGCGUUAUAUGGUGUAUAUAAUCACUGUUUACUCAAUACAUGAGAAUGUGAAAAAUUCUUUUCCUUUGUGCGGUUGAGUGGGUUCACACAAGAUUCUUAUCUUUGGCUUCAUUUAUCUCGUCUCGAUCCACGCACCAUCAAAUGUUUCCUGUAGAUAUUGGGUAGAGGCCUGCGUUCAGUUUCUUUGCCUUCAGAUUCGUUCAAAACAACAAAUCGCGAGACUUCAUUCCAGUUUUCUCUGGCUUUUUACAUAACCGUUAUCCCAAGCAAAACCUGCUUAGCGCUUCGGGCGUAGCAGUAAUUCUCGAUGACAAAUCUUGUCACGCCUUUGGACUCGCUGAGCUGUUACGUCUACGUCUUGAGAUAAACCGAACCUCAUAACGUUUCGCUUGGUCGUGGAGUCAAAUACUGCUGUUAUCAUUCCUGUCAUUACAAAAUGAACACCGCUACCGAAAACAACGGUGAAAUUUGGACGCGUGCAGAAUCGGCGCUAAAUGCGACGGACGAAACGCCGAGCCUUGUGGAUCUUCGUGUGCCAAGAUAUUGUGUAUUUGUUCUGAUUUUUCUGUUCAGUGUAACUGGUAAUACUUUGGUUAUUCUCACGGUUGUUUUGUUGCGGAAAAUGAAGACGGUGCCAAUGCUCUUUACAGCGAAUUUAGCAGCCUGCGACUUAAUUACCACUGUGUCCAGCAUUACUUUCGAUUUACCCGAGUAUGAACUUGGCUACUGGCCGUACGGCGGAGUUCUUUGCAAGAUAAUUUGGCCGCUGGCGACUUUUUCCACAAACGCAGCUGCUUUGACUCUUGUGGCCAUAUCAGUGGAUAGGUACAUCUCGAUAAUUUGCCCUCUUAACUUGCAGUACCGCAUAACGAAAGGAAAGUGCUUGAAGAUAAUCGCCUCGAUUCACAUUGUUUCUGCUUUAGCUGUUGUUCCCUAUGUUGUCAUCCUGGAGUACAACGAAUCUCCAGAAGGCGCCAUUUGUGAUGAAGAUUGGCCUGAUGGAUACAGCCUUGAUAAAGUCUACACUGUUGUGCUCUUUGUGUUACAGUAUGGACUGCCAGUGAUUGUCAUGUCAACAGUUUACACGUGGAUUGGACUCAAACUUUGCAAAAACACUGGAAAAGCUGCGGAGCUUAGUACCGGCAAGACGAAGAGAUCUCGCAGCGCGACAUCGGGUUCUGGACAGGCUUUACUGCAGACCACCGCGGACAAAGCAAUAAAUUCACUUCAAAAGAGGAAAAUGCAGAAUGAGAAGACCGCGAAAAUGUUUCUGGUGAUUGUUGUUAUUUUUCUGAUUUUUAUGAUGCCUCACCAACUGUUGUGGCUUAGCUACGAGUACGCUAGCCAUACCAAAGGUUUUAAACGGAAUCAAGAACUCAUAGUUUUCUUGUGCCGAGCAUUUACAUACACGAACUCCGUGUUGAAUGCGAUUAUCUACGGCGUUUGCAAUAGAAAUUUUCGCCGCGGUUUUCUGUCAAUUGUCAAGUGUCAAUGCAGUAAAGCGCACCAAAGGAAUCAAGCAAGAAAAGCUAAAAGAAGUGAAACUAUGUUCGCGGCAAAUUUCCGCUCUCACCAAGACUCCUUCAGGAGUCAAACAUCCACGUUAGACUCGGCCUGUGGUGUGAAAGAAAACAGCGCGCGUUUCAAAGAACUGAAAGGAGGUGCUAAUCGCGAUCGACACGACAACGCCAUUGCCAAUGGAAUUAAAAGUUCCGGAACAAAACUGGGGCACGGAGUUGUCUCCAAACCACUUAAAAAAACUUUCAUGGAGAGAAAUGAAUCACGGAAAAAUGCUUCUUUCUACACUCCCAUGGACAAACCUUGGAAGCGAAGCCGUGAUAACACUGUACACAUCAACAGCUCUACCAAGCCUCAUACUCAUAAAUCUUUGUAUGAGAACACGUCGUCUAGUCGAGAUCUAUUCCAGGUCGUGUCAGAAAGAGACACUUUGUUCUGGCUCAGCGAAACCGAAGCUUUAUUGAACAGACUUUGCAAGGAGCUCGACACUGCUGGAGAGAAAGGAGUCAUGUCCGAAAAGCAACAUGAACUUGCACUCCCCAAACAAAAUGCCGACAAACAUCUGUUCCACCCCAAGUUGUGCGAGGAAAAAGAAACUAUUCUCUAAACAAACACAAGACACUGCGGGAUAAAGUACUUUUUUAACUGACUAUUGGAAAAAGAGUUCAUUCGGAGACAAGUCUGUACGCGCGUGUUAAUCGGAUGAAAUUAUCACACAUGCACGAUUGAAAGACAAGAACCGUACAUCGACGAGGCACAUAUCCUCUGCGUUUACAUAAAGCGCUGACUUAUUUUGAGUUAACUUAGAGCCUUUAAAUCCAGUGUCAACAUUGCAAGUAAUUUGUACUCCAUAUAAGCCACCCACUGCUUUGUUUUUAAAAGCAGGAACCUUCAAUUUAAUCUCUCGAUUGGAAUGUUGGUUUGUUUUUCGCAAAUCGUGACUUCAUUAAAAGAUCCAUCUUUGUUUUAAAUACCUGGCGACAUGUUUGUUUGUAAAGUGCUUUUGUUCAGUCUUUUUGACAAUACAAGGUUUUAAUGUCAAGUUUUACUUACCGUGCCGGAACAGCAAUUUGUUCACGCAGAACUGACUUUUGUU
Molecule: messenger RNA, 3893 nt
Organism: Orbicella faveolata
Lineage: Eukaryota; Metazoa; Cnidaria; Anthozoa; Scleractinia; Merulinidae
Product: QRFP-like peptide receptor
Biological process (GO): G protein-coupled receptor signaling pathway
Cellular component (GO): membrane
Molecular function (GO): G protein-coupled receptor activity
Source: RefSeq, a predicted model, not a curated record